Messenger RNA from Pan troglodytes (chimpanzee), 4220 nucleotides. RefSeq names its product kinase suppressor of ras 2 (gene KSR2). The coding region runs from base 908 to 3760 and encodes 950 amino acids. Lineage: Eukaryota; Metazoa; Chordata; Mammalia; Primates; Hominidae. Gene Ontology annotation, biological process: Ras protein signal transduction; calcium-mediated signaling; protein phosphorylation. The record is from RefSeq and is a predicted model, not a curated record. Gene Ontology annotation, cellular component: cytosol; cytoplasm; plasma membrane. Gene Ontology annotation, molecular function: protein kinase activity; ATP binding. The transcript is spliced from 20 exons.
GAGUCUGCGCGCUCCUCCUCCGCCUCCUCCGGCGGGUCCCUGGCGCGCCGGGGCCGGGGCCCGGCUGGGGCGGCUGCGCGCACGGCGCCUCUCCACCAACCCGCUCCCCUGCAGGUCCCUCGCUUGGUCUCCAUCCCUCUCCGGCGCUCCCUCGCUCCCCCCCGCCCUUUGAUUGACAGGCAAGAUGUCGGUGUGGAGCGAGGCAGGAGCGAUUGCAGCAACCGUCACCCCCGGAGCCCGGCGGCGGCAGCAGCAGCAGCAGCAGCAGCAGCGCGGGGAGGAGACAGCAGCCAGCCGCAGUAGCCGCCGCAGCCGCGGGAGCAAUGCAGACAGCACCUUGAGAACGCGCUAAAGCACUCCAAACCGUGGACCAUGCCGUGUCCCUGCAACUGGGAGGGGGGAAAACCAGAUUUUUUUUGACAUAAAAGCAAGCCAGCCAAAAAUAUAUAAUUUUGUCCUUCAAGGAGCCGGUGUGUAAAGAGUGAGCGCUAUUUUCCUUCUCCUCCUGCUCCUCUCCCUCCUCCUCCUCUCCCUCCUCCUCUCUCUCCUCCUUCUCCUCUUCUUUUUCCUCCUCCUCCUCCUCCCUAAGUGUACAGACAGCAUCACAUCACCUGGUUUGCUUCUGAGAAACAGCAUCUCUCCUUUUCAGGGACCAGAGACUCAGAGAGAGAGGAGACAUUCUAAUGGAGUCCGCUUGAUAUCCCAAAAUAAAAUAAUAAAUUUUGGCUCUUGUCCCCUCCUCCCACUCCCACCCCCUCAACCCUGUGUGAGAUGUUGGAUUUCUUCUUCAUGAGACAUUGUUGAGAAGUCGCAGUGGUUGGAGAGGCGGAGGGUAGACUACCUCUACUCCCCCCCCCUUUUUUCUCUCUGGGAGGAGGAGGAGGGGAAGGGGGUUGCAGAGCAAGCGAUGGAUGAGGAAAACAUGACGAAAAGCGAGGAGCAGCAGCCUCUGAGUUUGCAAAAAGCCUUACAGCAGUGCGAACUGGUCCAAAACAUGAUAGACUUGAGCAUCUCCAACCUGGAAGGGCUUAGGACCAAAUGUGCUACCUCCAACGACCUCACACAAAAAGAAAUCCGGACCCUGGAGAGCAAGCUGGUGAAGUACUUCAGCCGGCAGCUGUCCUGCAAAAAGAAGGUAGCCUUGCAGGAGCGCAACGCGGAGCUGGACGGCUUCCCCCAGCUACGGCACUGGUUCCGAAUCGUCGAUGUGCGCAAGGAGGUCCUGGAGGAAAUCUCCCCCGGCCAGCUGAGCCUGGAGGACCUCUUGGAGAUGACGGAUGAACAGGUGUGCGAGACUGUGGAGAAAUACGGAGCCAACCGGGAGGAGUGUGCCCGCCUCAACGCCUCCCUCUCCUGCCUCAGGAAUGUCCACAUGUCAGGAGGCAACCUUUCCAAACAAGACUGGACCAUCCAGUGGCCCACCACAGAGACGGGGAAGGAGAACAAUCCCGUGUGCCCCCCGGAGCCCACCCCGUGGAUCCGCACCCAUCUCUCCCAGAGCCCCAGGGUCCCGUCCAAGUGCGUCCAGCACUAUUGUCACACCAGCCCCACUCCCGGGGCCCCUGUGUACACCCACGUGGACAGGCUUACCGUGGACGCCUACCCGGGCUUGUGCCCGCCCCCGCCACUGGAGUCGGGCCACCGUUCCCUGCCCCCAUCGCCCCGGCAGCGGCACGCGGUCCGCACCCCGCCGCGCACCCCCAACAUCGUCACCACCGUGACCCCGCCGGGCACGCCGCCCAUGAGGAAGAAGAACAAGCUGAAGCCCCCGGGGACCCCACCGCCCUCCUCCCGAAAACUGAUACACUUGAUCCCGGGAUUCACCGCGCUGCAUCGGAGCAAAUCCCACGAGUUCCAGCUGGGGCACCGCGUGGACGAGGCCCACACGCCCAAAGCCAAGAAGAAGAGCAAACCCUUGAACCUCAAGAUCCACAGCAGCGUAGGCAGCUGCGAGAACAUCCCCUCUCAGCAGCGCUCCCCGCUGCUGUCCGAGCGCUCCCUCCGCUCCUUCUUUGUGGGACACGCACCUUUCCUGCCUUCCACCCCUCCUGUUCACACUGAGGCCAACUUCUCUGCAAACACACUGUCAGUGCCACGCUGGUCCCCGCAGAUCCCUCGCAGAGAUCUCGGCAACUCCAUCAAGCACAGGUUUUCCACCAAGUACUGGAUGUCUCAGACGUGCACAGUCUGUGGGAAAGGGAUGCUUUUUGGCCUCAAGUGUAAAAACUGCAAGUUAAAGUGCCACAACAAAUGCACCAAAGAAGCCCCGCCCUGUCAUCUUCUGAUCAUCCACCGAGGAGAUCCAGCAAGGUUAGUCCGGACAGAGUCCGUUCCGUGUGACAUCAACAACCCUCUACGGAAGCCACCUCGCUAUUCAGACCUGCACAUCAGUCAGACGCUCCCCAAAACCAACAAAAUCAACAAGGACCACAUCCCUGUCCCUUACCAGCCAGACUCCAGCAGCAACCCCUCCUCCACGACGUCCUCCACGCCCUCCUCGCCAGCACCCCCCCUCCCUCCUAGUGCCACGCCGCCUUCUCCCCUACACCCUUCCCCACAGUGCACACGGCAGCAGAAGAACUUCAACCUGCCAGCAUCCCACUACUACAAAUACAAGCAGCAGUUCAUCUUCCCAGAUGUGGUGCCAGUGCCGGAGACGCCGACCCGGGCGCCCCAGGUCAUCCUGCAUCCGGUGACCUCGAAUCCAAUCUUGGAAGGAAAUCCAUUACUUCAAAUUGAAGUGGAGCCAACAUCGGAGAAUGAAGAGGUCCAUGAUGAGGCCGAGGAGUCAGAGGAUGACUUCGAGGAGAUGAACCUGUCCCUCCUCUCGGCCCGGAGCUUCCCACGCAAGGCCAGCCAGACCAGCAUCUUCCUUCAGGAGUGGGACAUCCCCUUUGAGCAGCUGGAGAUCGGCGAGCUCAUUGGAAAGGGCCGCUUUGGGCAAGUGUACCACGGCCGCUGGCAUGGCGAGGUGGCCAUCCGGCUGAUUGACAUUGAGAGGGACAACGAGGACCAGCUCAAGGCCUUCAAGCGGGAGGUGAUGGCCUACAGGCAGACACGGCAUGAGAACGUGGUGCUUUUCAUGGGUGCCUGCAUGAGCCCGCCUCACCUGGCCAUCAUCACCAGCCUCUGUAAGGGACGGACGCUCUAUUCCGUCGUGAGGGAUGCCAAAAUCGUUUUGGAUGUCAACAAAACCAGGCAGAUUGCUCAAGAAAUUGUGAAGGGCAUGGGCUACCUCCACGCCAAGGGAAUCCUACACAAGGACCUCAAGUCAAAGAAUGUCUUCUAUGACAAUGGCAAAGUGGUCAUCACGGACUUUGGACUCUUCAGCAUUUCUGGGGUGCUGCAGGCUGGCAGGCGGGAGGACAAACUGCGCAUCCAGAAUGGCUGGCUAUGCCACCUGGCACCAGAGAUCAUCCGCCAGCUGUCCCCCGACACAGAGGAGGAUAAGCUCCCCUUCUCCAAGCACUCUGACGUCUUUGCCCUUGGCACAAUCUGGUAUGAACUCCACGCCAGGGAAUGGCCUUUCAAGACCCAACCAGCAGAGGCAAUAAUCUGGCAAAUGGGCACAGGCAUGAAACCCAACCUCAGCCAGAUUGGCAUGGGAAAAGAAAUCUCGGACAUUCUUCUCUUCUGCUGGGCCUUUGAACAAGAAGAGAGACCUACCUUCACCAAGCUCAUGGACAUGCUGGAGAAACUGCCAAAGCGAAACCGUCGCCUGUCUCACCCUGGACAUUUCUGGAAGUCUGCAGAGCUGUGACCUUUGGACAUCGGGACGGCGCCCAGCUGCCUGGGCUCCCGUCACCUCUCCCUCCCUACUCUGUCCUCUGCCGCUCAGGAGGCCAGAGACUCAGCAUCAGAGGGUACCAACCCCGACCGACCUGGGAGCACUGGACAACUGCUCGGCAGCCUCCCUGCACCUCAGACUUGAGCCCUUUUCCUCGGGCAGGGUUGGGGACCCCCGAGCUAGGACUGAACCGGACCAGCCAGGGUGAUGCGUUAUUGAUCAGUGCGGCCCAGGGGACAGCACUAAUGAGAGCACUGCAGGCUGCACGUGGUGCCUUUGGGCUAUGGGACUAGGACAGGAGACCCCACGUGGGGGGGCUCACAGACGGGGCUAUGUGUGUGUGUGUCUGUGUGUUUGACAUUGUUCACCCUUGUUUCCCCUUGACAAGCAAGAGCCAGACUGUCCCAAUGAUGGGGCACUCCCCAGUUCUGUC